CCUUCUUUUGGAUAGAUGGUGACUGGUCCUUUUAUAUCUGACAUUAUUCCUGUCGAAAUUAUCUUUCUCUUUUGGCACCCUCCACCAUAUGUGGCGACGUUAUUGUUCUUUUCUCCAAAUAAUCCUUUUGCAGAUGAGUCCGUUAAUGAAAAUUUCGGCACUGAAAGACUUGCGAGGGACAUCAAGGAAUACACAGAGAGUGAUAUAUAUCAUGCAGCGUGUGAAAACGGGAUGCAGAAAGUGUACAAGGGCAGUGUGAUAGUGGUUGGUCAGGCAGUUACAGGGAAAACACACCUUUGCCGAAAUCUGCUGGGAGAAGACUUCACGGAGAACGACAAGGUGACGAACGGUAUUACCGUCUCAGGAUGUGUUCUGGACAAACACACAGCAGAUACCACCUUCAGAAGACAAGAGAAUGCUUCAAAGUCACGGAGUGCACAUGUUUCGAUAAAGGUUGAAGAAAACGAUGAAACCAUAAGACAGAUAGUAAAAGAAAGUGAAGGGCAUCCAGAUGUCCACGAAUCAGUGUCACUGUGGGACUUUGGCGGUCAGUAUGUCUUCUACACGACACAUCAAACUUUCCUCACCUGGCGAGCUGUCUACUUACUGGUGUUUGACCUCACCAAAGGUUUAAAUGCACCCGUCCACGUGAAGAGAGGUGGCACAGUUAAAGAUAUCAAAGUGGAUAUCAUCCCUAGCACUGUUGGUGAUUUUUUAAAGUUUUGGCAAAAUUCUAUCCAUGUGCAAACUAAGAUAGUUGAUCACCUGGGAUUAGAGUAUAUUUGUCCUAAAAUCCUAUUAGUGGGGACACACAGAGAUAAACUUGGACAUACAGAAGAGGAAAGGAAGAAGGCAGUAGAAGAAAGGUUUAGUGAAAUUCAGGAAUACCUGCGCAGGAGACCGGCACACGACAUGCACGUGCAGCCAUAUUUAUAUGCUGUGAACAACUGCGACCCUCAGGACGCUGGAAUACAAGAGUUAAGACAAGAAAUAUGUAAAACAAUCAAGGAGCAGCCAUACUGGGGUGAAGAGCAGCCGUUGAAGUACGUGCUUCUGGAAAAGAGACUAGAGGAGAUCAGAGAAACUCAGAAGUGCCUCAGCCUUGAUGAGGUGCUUGAGAUAGGGAUACAACAUGGCCUGGUGAACGAAGAAAUGGUUAUUCACUUUUUGAAAUUCUACAGCGAUUUAGGGGAACUUGUUUUCUUCAAUGAAGAUAACACUCGCAAUAUCGUCAUAUUAGACCCCCAGUGGUUGAUUGAUGCCUUUGCAUCCCUGAUAACUGUAGAGAAGAACCACAAGGGUUCCAGCCUAGAAGCCAUGGGUUAUUGGGAUCUGCUAGACGACAGGGGAGAAUUGGAUGAACGGUUGAUUGACAUUGUAUGGAAGGAAGAAGCCGAGCUGAAGAAAUACAAGGCCGUUCUUCUUCGUAUUUGUCAGCGUUUUGACCUCCUAGUUGAGCUACAGGAGGAAGAAACCGACGGCCAAUGGAAGAAAUAUUUAGUACCUUGUGUGCUGAAAAACCACCCCAAUCCAGAAGGCUAUUUGAAGAUACCUGAAUGUCCAUCAGAAGGUUAUUUGGAGAUGCAGAAGAUUCCUCCAUUAUACCUGAUGUUUGACGGUGGAUUCUGCCCCCCAGGACUCUUUCAUCGCCUGGUGGUCUGCUGCUACAGGAAGUGGUCAUCUCACGACCAAAAUCCAUACUGCAACUACGCUUGCUUCAAGGUGGACAGGUCAACUCACACAAUAUUGGAGUUAUGUAAUGAAGGGGACGGCACAAUCAAACUCAUGGUUGGCUCGUUGAAAAAAGGUGUCAACGUCUUGGAGAGGGACAGUGCAUUUCAAGUACUAAGCUACAUCAGGCAGGAGCUAGACCGACUUAUUGGCGCCUACUUCCCUUACCUGAAGUACAGCAUUGGGUUCCGCUUACCACACGGCUUGGUGAAACUGACGGAAGAUCUGAAGACAGAGAUGUUGGAUAGUGACGACGUUUGUCCACCUGGCUGCCGUGAAGUUGUUGAAACCGCCCCGUACAGAAAGUGGCUCAGGAAUAAUGAAAAUACCAUUUGUCCAUCAGCCAGUAUCGAUGUAUAUCCACCUGAUGACAUGGUGUGCGACCUUUCAAGAAGAAUUGGAGUCGAGUGGGAGGAAGUAGCUGCCUAUCUUGGAGUGAAAAGAGCUCACAUAGAUCAGCUCAAACUCGACAACCCCGGCAACACGCGUGGUCAGAUUCGCAAUAUGCUGUUUCAGUGGAGAGAUGCCAUGGAGACAAGCAGCAAUGAAGAGCGUCGAGACAAGCUGAAGGAAGCGUUGGCAAGGGCUCAACGUAAUGACUUAGCGGACAGUCUUGCAUAG
Molecule: messenger RNA, 2352 nt
Organism: Lingula anatina
Lineage: Eukaryota; Metazoa; Brachiopoda; Lingulata; Lingulida; Lingulidae
Biological process (GO): signal transduction
Molecular function (GO): protein binding
Source: RefSeq, a predicted model, not a curated record